Messenger RNA from Penicillium cataractarum, 1461 nucleotides. RefSeq names its product putative C6 transcription factor. Gene Ontology annotation, biological process: positive regulation of transcription by RNA polymerase II. The record is from RefSeq and is a predicted model, not a curated record. Lineage: Eukaryota; Fungi; Ascomycota; Eurotiomycetes; Eurotiales; Aspergillaceae. The transcript has a single exon. Gene Ontology annotation, cellular component: nucleus. Gene Ontology annotation, molecular function: transcription cis-regulatory region binding; DNA-binding transcription factor activity. Bases 1 to 1461 code for a protein of 486 amino acids.
AUGGAUGAGCCUGUUGCAACUGUCAUACCGGACACAAGGAUGUCAGAAUCCUUCAAUAACGCCGCCCCACUAUUUGAAGAAGAGGCUUUCUUAUCGCCAGGGACAUUUUCCAGUGCAGACGAGUAUGCCGCAAAUCCACGUUUCCUCGAAUUACAAGAGGAGCUCCGCUGUGUGCUCUUUUCAUCCGUUGCCAGCCUCGAUCCCGGUGAAUACACAUCACCAGUUCCUUCAGAACAACCAGAUGGGCCCACGAAAUCCCGACCAACGUUAGAUUUCACAAGAGUCUCUAUUCCUAAAAUCCGACUCAUUUUCUACCUCAAAAACUGGAUCACCGAAUGCGCGCCUUAUCUGGAUAAAUUUGACGAGUCGCGUCAUUUUGGCGUUCACAUUCCGAUUCUUGCGCAGCGGUCGCCCGCUUUGUUUUAUGCUAUUCUUGCAUUCUCCGCUCGUCAGACUGAGCGGAAGGCCUGUCUUGAUAAGGCAUACGAUAGUCUGGAACUUUACCAAGAGUCGAUCCGGUUACUAGCGCCUUUACUUCAAGCGAAAGAUCCGAAUGUCUUGGUAACGGUUUGCAUUCUUGCGGUAAUGGAGCUCAUGUCCGUUAGUCCACGCGACUGGAGGAGGCACGUCGAAGGAUGUGCCGCUCUUUUUGACUCCUUCAACGUGAACGGUUUAUCUGGUGGCCACCUUUCUGCUACCUUCUGGACCUAUGCGCGCAUGGAACUGUGCGGUGCGAUCAUUUCCGGGGGCGCCGAGUCCACCGUGCUCCCCUUGGAGAAAUGGGUUCCCGCCGUACCGGAGACCGCAAGUCCCAGGGAAAGGGAACUCAUGAUUCGAGACAUGUUCUACCAAGACGGCUGUGCAUCUCCAGAUAUGCAUGCAAACUGGGCAGUAUAUCUCUGCGCAAAGACGUGUGAUUUAUCCUGCCGUCAAACCAGACACGUGGAACUAGGCGAGAUGGUCGAAGACACACGCCCCUUCGCCGAGCAGUGGACCUGUCUAUGGGAAGAGCUGCAAUUCUGGCUUGAGAACAGACCCCCAGCCAUGUUACCCAUUAAAACAACCGGAAUCGGCGGGGGUCAAAUAUUCCCUGAAAUCCUUUUCGCACACUGGGCUGCUAUCUCGGGAAAUCAACUUUAUCACGCUGCUUGCAUAAUGAUGUUGGAUAUGAAACCCCCUGAGAAAAUUCUGCCUCCGGCCAAGCCACAUUACUCAUCUGUGUGGCACGCGCGCCGAGUCUGUGGGAUUUCUUUGACGAAUCCUCACUCUGGGAAUCUUAUCAAUGCUAUUCAACCGUUGUAUAUUGCGGGGAAACUUCUCAGCCACCACAGUGAACACAUUGAGGUGGCGAAGUUGUUCAAGAUUGUUGAGGAGACGACUGGCUGGGGUGCGUUAUGGAGGUUGAAGGAUCUUGAGCGAGCGUGGGGAUAUGAGCCGGGUGAAAUUUUAUCAGCGAUUUGA